This is a messenger RNA of Ahaetulla prasina, 3883 nucleotides long. Its product is annotated as vitamin D3 hydroxylase-associated protein-like. NCBI's taxonomy places the organism in Eukaryota, Metazoa, Chordata, Lepidosauria, Squamata, Colubridae. Bases 701 to 2488 code for a protein of 595 amino acids. The record is from RefSeq and is a predicted model, not a curated record. Gene Ontology annotation, biological process: fatty acid catabolic process. The transcript has 19 exons. Gene Ontology annotation, molecular function: fatty acid amide hydrolase activity; amidase activity.
GAAAUUGUGGUUUUGUGGCUUGGCAGAUCCUCCUCAGUAGCCAGUAGAUUUCACCAGUUCCCUACUGUUCUUCGGAGAUGGGAACCACCAGUCACUGACCAGUAUUUUUUGUCUUUUUCAAUAACGCAUUGCAAAUGUGGAUCACUGCCAAACUGCUUCUGAAGGUUUGGAAACUGAAAAGCCUAAUGGUGUGAAGUGUCCCUUUGCCCUCCACCCACCCCAUUUGUUUCUCUUUUGAGUUGAAAGCUCAAAAUUAAACACAGUUCCUUUGAAAGGAGAGACAAUCAGCUUUUGUGGACUAUGCUGAUACAUUUUCAUUUCAGCAUUCUUUCCCCAGCACUGCCUGAACAUUGGGAAAGCCAACGCCUAGAAAUAUUUUUCUCAACCUCCAAUACUUUUUUGACACUGUGUAAUAAUGCCACAUUUCCUAACUAGAUAGUGGUCAUUAAGGAUCCUGGUUGAUUUCUUAAUGCACACAAGAGAAGGACUGGUCUGAGCAUGCUAAAGGGAAACGGAGAAAAGGAGCAUAAAAAAAGUGCACAGGGUCCGCUUCUGGAUCAUUGAACACCACUUUGCACAGUCAGCGGUGCCAGGGUCGAAUUGGUGAUCAAUGCAAAAAAGUGGUGAAAACAGGGGGGCAGAAAGCAGUGACUGAUAACAUCAAGAGUCUCCAAAAAUUGUCCAUAGAUUUGGUUCCAGAAUGCUGAAAGAAGCUUCCACUACACUCCAAGAAUGGUUGCAGCUAUCCUGGCCUCAGGAUAAAAUCCAUCUUCAUACUGCCAUGGUUCUGACCUGUGGUUCAGCUGCAGCUUAUUUGGUACUGAAAUGGUUAGGCCAGAAAAGGAUGAAAAAACAAAUAGAAGAAACAAGAAGGCAAAGGGAUCAUGGCUUGAUAGAAAUGGAAAAAUCAGUGCAGACAUUUAAAAACCAGAACCCUGGGUUACCAAGUGAUGACAUCCUUUCUCUACCUCUGGUAGAACUAGUUAAGAAGCUGAAAGAAGACGCUUUGUCUCCAGAUGUUGUCCUCUACACCUACAUGGAAAAGGCUUUAACGGUCACCAAGGAGGUGAACUGUGUGCGCCAUUUUAUUCCAGAAUGUGAGCCAUUUCUUCAGCAGCUGAAAAACCAGAAGGAAAAAGGUUUAUUGUAUGGGGUACCCGUCAGCAUCAAAGACCACAUUGCAUACAAGGGCCAUUUGACAACAUGCGGCUUUUCUCAUUUUCUUGAUGUGGAAGAAGACGACAGUGUGUUGGUCAAGGUAUUAAAGAAACAGGGAGCAAUUCCAUUUGUAUUCACCAAUGUGCCACAAUCUUUAUUCAACUAUGACUGCAGCAAUGUGGUUUUUGGGCAGACUGUGAACCCUUUGGAUCAUAAGAGAACUCCUGGGGGCUCAUCUGGAGGGGAAGGGACUCUAAUUGCUGGAGGAGGUUCCAUUUUGGGAUUUGGAUCAGAUUUGGGGGGAAGUAUCCGUCUACCCUCCAGCUUCUGUGGUCUUUGUGGGCUGAAGCCAACUGCAGGUAGAUUGAGUGUUUCUGGAGUAAAGGAGCCUUUUCAUCUUAUGUUAAUUUUAGCAGCAAUAGGACCAAUGGCAAAGGAUGUGGAUAGUCUUGCUCUAUGCAUGAAGGCUCUCUUAUGUGAUUACAUGUUCCAGCUGGAUCCUACUGUGCCACCUAUGCCAUUCAAUGAAGAGAUUUAUUCAAGCUCUACACCUCUACGAAUUGGGUAUUAUGACACAGAUGGCUAUUUCCUGCUCCCAUCCUGCAUGAGAAGGGCUGUGGAUGAAACCAGGAAGCUUCUUCAAGAAGCUGGCCAUACACUAGUUCCCUUCAACCCACCUUCUGUGGAUUAUGUUGUCGAUGAAAUUUUUCUGAAAAGUGCUUUUGCAGAUGGAGGCUCAAGUCUUUCGGCCUUGUUUCAAAAAGAUAUAGUGGAUCCAGCUUUGAAAGACCUGGCGAAAGUGCUUAAAAUCCCAACGUUGGUGAAGAAAGUUUUGGCCAAGUUCAUCAAGAUCUGGUUUCCCCGACUGGCUGGGCAGCUGAAUGCAUUGUGCGGAGUGAGGAAUGUGAAGGAUCUAUGGGAGAUCCAAAAUGAAUUGAUGGUCUAUCAGAAAAAGUUUAUUGAGCAUUGGAGAAAAAACAAACUUGAUGUUGUCCUGUGUCCAGUUAUGGGUCCUGCCUUCUUUCUUGGAUAUCCUUCAAAAAUACUUGGUGCUAUCUCUUAUACCAUGCUGUACAAUGUUUUGAACUUCCCUGCUGGAGUUGUACCAGUCACCAGAGUUACAGAAGCAGAUGAAGAAGAGAUGGCACAACACUGUGAAAUCUAUGGUGAUUCCUGGGAUAGGACCCUGAAAAAGGCAGUAGAAGGUGCUGUUGGGCUUCCUGUGGCAGUUCAAUGUGUAGCUUUACCAUGGCAGGAGGAAUUAUGCCUUCGGUUCAUGAAAGAAGUCGAGAUGCUGUCCAACAAAGAGCAACAUAAGAAAGCCAUCUGAACCUGAUAAGCAAUUUGGCAGAUCAAGGGUGCAUCUGGACUUAUAAAAAUGAUAGAAUAUCAAGGAAUCUCUGACGCAAGUUUGAUCCCAGAAUAUUCAUUGGUCUGUCAAAGGGGUCACCUUUUGUACGAAUUAUCCACCAUUGCAAAUUGCCGUGAAACACUGAUCCUCUUUUUUUGUAUUUUAUGUGCCUAACUGAGGCAUUUCUCUUUCUACUCAUUCACCUUUACGGGAGAGGGAUGGGUGGACAUUCAUGCUUUCUGUCUUCUACCAUAUUCCCAUCCUUCAUCUGCACUGCAUAGAAAAAAAUAAUGAAAUUAAAAGACUUUCCUUGCAAUAUAAAGUAUACCAAGAUCAAAUUGUACAUCGGUUAGAAGUUUUGCUUGAUUUGUGUAGGCUCCUUAAAUAAUUGAGAACCCAGACAGCCAAUGGUUCUAAGUUAGAGAUGGAGACUAUAUGAGUUCAGAAGGUUUCACUUCAAUAUCUUUUUUCUUCUGACCAAUAGAGGGGAUCUUCUCUCAGUUAGUUGUACAUGCACAAGGUUCAACACUGCUACAGUAUGUGAUGUUAUUUAGUAUCCUAUUUGUGGAAUCCUUGGUGUUCUCUUAGUUAUUUGCUUCCAGACAUUUCAUUACCUGACUAGGUAACAUCAUCAGUGAUAGGGAAUGUGAGAUCUGCCUCCUGUUAUGCAGUAUGGAGUAGUUUUCCUCUUAGUGUCAGUGGAGUAUGGUUUUCUCUCUGGUAGUUCUUUGAUUAGGGUAUUGUUUUCUGCUUGAUUGUUUGUGAGGUGUUAAUCCUUGCUUAUCUGGGGAUAAGCUGCUAGAGAGGAUGUAUUCUGGUCUUUUUGUUUCUUUCUUGGUUGUCUCUUUUGAAUGGUAUGUAAAAUUGGUUUAUUUCUAUGUGUCUAUUGAUGGCUUAUUUGGCUGAAUGGCAGGCUUCCAGGAAUUCAGUAGCAUUUUGUGGGUUUUAAAUUUGGGGUAAUAUCACUUCUAUUGAAUGACUGAAAAACUCAUGUUCCAAUUCCAAUACUCUACCAAUCACAAUCAUAUUAAGUGCAAGGAUUCAAUCCAGUUACUGACUUGGAAUAUUGCUGGCUGGGAGAACAAAGUAACCGAUGAGGACUGGUGAAGUUCUUCUUUAAUCUUGAUUUCAUAGCACUCCAGGAGACAUAGGGGACUACAAAUGAGGAAACAUUUCAGUUAGUCCAGAAUGCAGCUGCGCGGGUGAUAGAAGGAGCUCCGCGUAGCUCCCAUAUAACACCGCUCCUGCGCAGACUGCACUGGCUACCUGUGGCCUUUCGAGUGCACUUUAAGGUGUUGGUUACUACCUUUAAAGCGCUCCAUGGCUUAGGGCCUGGGUACUUACGGGACCGCCUGCUGUUACCACAUGCCUCCC